Molecule: messenger RNA, 432 nt
Organism: Xyrichtys novacula (pearly razorfish)
Lineage: Eukaryota; Metazoa; Chordata; Actinopteri; Labriformes; Labridae
Source: the annotation of a GenBank genome assembly
AUGGAGGCGGACGGCGGGGAGCAGUCACGGCUGCUUUUAGUGGGUCUGCGGCGCCCUCGGGGUCUCAUUUUAAAGUCUGUAUACUUACGGUCAUCUGGAUUCUGGGCUCUCAGCGGACCCGUUCAGAAAACCUGCGGUCAGAGGAGACACGGCCGGCACACAGCCAGGUGGGUCCGGAACAGUCAGCCAGUCAGAGGAGGAGCUGCUCAACAUGCUCACAAUGUUGAUUUGAUUAACAAUUUAGUAAUUACCUAAUGCAUUCUUUGGAUCAUACAAAUCAAGCCUCUGAGCGUUUAAUCAAUUAGAGGCUGACAUUUCAGGAAAAUGCUGAACAUUAUGCUCAUCAUUACGCAGGGCGCCAUCACUCCCAUCAACGCUUCCUGUUUCCGGAUCAUUUGGUACCGAACCGCCGUGAAAGAACGGAGUGAAUAA